CUCCCAUACGCCUGUUCUUCAAUCAAUCAAUCCAACAGGUCGUUCCCGCGUGUUCCCUAAUAAUAUCUAUAUCUGAACACCAUAUUCUGGGUCACACCGAAAUCUGAAACUACACACGAUAUCUAGAUAGAUAGGAUCUAGCUAUACGGUCUUCACACGACCACGAAAAAUUAUACCCACCACCCAUAACUCUACACACACACACAUAUACACAGUCAAGAAGAAAGGUUACACAAAAUGGCCUCCGUCGACCUCUUCACCGAAUAUCCCCUCCACCUGGACCCAACCAGCAAAUCCAUCUCCCUCAACACCACCAACACCACCACGCUCCCCACUUCCACCGCCACAAUAACCACCGAACUUACACACCUCAACGCCCUGCACCGCUCGCUCAUUUCCCUCGACCCGCCGAACAUUCCCCCUCCCCCGCUCCCCAUCAACCCCAAGCGCAGCGCCCAGAUCACCAAGCUCCGCGACAGCGCCAACACCGCAUACCGCAAGUCGAACCACGCCGAGGCGGUCCGUCUCUACACAUACGCUAUCGACAUGGCGCUGGGCCGGCCCGGCUGGGAACCCGUCACGCUGGCGAGGGACGAGUUGGCGGGGUUGUAUGCGAAUCGGGCGCAGGCGUGGAUGAGCCAGCGCGCGUGGCCGGAGGGGCUGGUCGAUGCGAGAUGUAGUGUUGAGAGUAAGCCUGUGGCGAAUGUGAAGGCUUGGUGGAGGGGUGGGAGGUGUUUGGUGGAGAUGGGGAGGUGGGAGGAGGCCAAGGGGAUGGUUGAGAAGGGGUUGGAGAUUGAGGGGAGGGUUAGUGAGGGUGGGAAGGAGCUUUUGGGGUUGUUGAGUGAGGUGGAGGAGGGGUUGAAGAGGAGUGGUAGUGCUUGA
Aspergillus vadensis CBS 113365 is the source of this 882-nucleotide messenger RNA. RefSeq lists its product as uncharacterized. Bases 238 to 882 code for a protein of 214 amino acids. The transcript is spliced from 2 exons. Gene Ontology annotation, molecular function: protein binding. The record is from RefSeq and is a predicted model, not a curated record. Lineage: Eukaryota; Fungi; Ascomycota; Eurotiomycetes; Eurotiales; Aspergillaceae.